Messenger RNA from Blepharisma stoltei, 432 nucleotides. NCBI's taxonomy places the organism in Eukaryota, Ciliophora, Heterotrichea, Heterotrichida, Blepharismidae. The record is from the annotation of a GenBank genome assembly.
AUGUCAUCAUUUUGGGCACAAAAAUCAAUCACUCUUAGAGGAAAACGAAGAGGAUGCCAUCUCAUCACAGAUGAAAUUUUAUCUGCAGUCAAUGAAGAGCUCUCUUCUAUCAGAGUAGGAAUCCUCUAUCUAUUUUGUGCCCAUACAUCAUGCUCCUUAUCUUUAAAUGAGAAUUAUGAUCCUGACGUAAGAAAAGAUUUUGAAGACGGAUUAAACCGAAUUGUUCCUGAAGAAGCAAAGUAUAGACAUACAACGGAAGGAAGAGAUGACAUGCCUGCACAUUUGAAGACUUCUUUAGUUGGAUCUUCUCAUUUUAUUCCUAUUUCUAAUGGGAGAUUGAUGCUAGGAACUUGGCAAGGAAUUUAUUUUUGUGAGCAUAGAAAUAGUCCAUCGAACAGAGAGAUUGUGAUUACUAUAAAUGGAUCUACAUAA